CGCUUUCGCAGAAAGAAGCUACCACCGGCACCAACCGAUCCCAGCGCCAAGCUGUCCGAACAUGAGCAGUCCAAGGACUCUCAAGGCCUCCAGCUCCGAGUUGGACCUAGAUCGACCGAAUAUCGAGGACUAUCUACCAUCCGGAUCCACCAUUCAAGAGCCCCACGGCAAGCUUCGCCUGCGCGAUUUGCUCGACAUUUCUCCGACGUUAACUGAGGCUGCCGGUGCCAUUAUUGAUGAUUCAUUCACACGAUGUUUCAAGUCAAAUCCUCCGGAACCAUGGAAUUGGAAUGUGUACCUGUUUCCUCUGUGGUGUUGUGGUGUGGUAUUUCGAUAUUUCAUUUUAUUCCCCUUGAGGGUUAUAACAUUAACUAUAGGAUGGAUUAUAUUUCUGUCAUCGUUCAUUCCGGUGCACUUUCUCUUGAAAGGACAUGAUAAAUUGCGGAGAAAGAUGGAGAGGAUUUUGGUGGAGCUAAUUUGCAGCUUCUUUGUUGCAUCCUGGACUGGAGUUGUUAAAUAUCAUGGUCCACGACCUAGUAGACGACCUAAGCAGGUUUUUGUUGCCAAUCAUACUUCUAUGAUCGAUUUCAUCAUCUUAGAACAGAUGACAGCAUUUGCCGUCAUUAUGCAGAAGCAUCCUGGAUGGGUUGGAUUGUUGCAGAGCACUAUAUUGGAGAGUGUAGGAUGUAUUUGGUUUAAUCGCUCAGAGUCAAAAGACCGUGAAAUUGUAGCAAGGAAGUUAAGGGAACAUGUUCAGGGGGCCGACAAUAACCCUCUUCUUAUUUUUCCUGAAGGGACCUGUGUGAAUAAUCAGUACAGUGUUAUGUUUAAGAAGGGUGCAUUUGAACUUGGCUGCACUGUUUGUCCAAUUGCAAUCAAGUACAACAAAAUUUUCGUUGAUGCCUUUUGGAAUAGUAGAAAGCAGUCCUUUACAAUGCAUCUGCUGCAGCUUAUGACAUCUUGGGCUGUUGUCUGUGAUGUGUGGUAUUUGGAGCCCCAGAAUCUCAAGCCUGGAGAAACACCCAUAGAUUUUGCAGAGAGGGUCCGGGACAUAAUAUCUGUCAGAGCAGGUCUCAAGAAGGUUCCUUGGGAUGGAUAUCUAAAGUACUCUCGCCCUAGCCCUAAACAUAGGGAACAGAAGCAACAAAGCUUUGCUGAUUCAGUGCUUAGGCGACUGGAGGAAAAGUGAUAUGUGCAGUUCAGACAUUUGUUUCCUUUUACUUGUAUUUCUCAUGACACUUACACCUGAUUGUGGAUUUCAUUUACGUUGAAUCCUGAUCCUCUGAUCCUAGAAUCACUUAGAGGCAAGGGCUUGAUAAAAACUGCAUGGUAUAUAGUGUCUAAUUUGAGGUUUCAGUUUAAAAUAGAACACCAUAUAAAAGCUGCGAGCAAGUUUGGUCUUGAUGGGCCCACUUAAAUUUUGAUGGCAUCUCUGGACUUCUAAAAUACUAGGGUUGGCAGUAAGUUUUUUUAAAACUCUAAACCGAUUUCCAUGGAAGUGCAGUACUGAUGUUCCAUGUCAAGUUCGCUCUUGUUUGUUUUCAUAGAUCUACUUAUACGAGGCUUCAAGCAUGAACUAAUAAUAGCGCGUAGAGAAU
Molecule: messenger RNA, 1598 nt
Organism: Rubroshorea leprosula
Lineage: Eukaryota; Viridiplantae; Streptophyta; Magnoliopsida; Malvales; Dipterocarpaceae
Source: the annotation of a GenBank genome assembly